AUGUGGGCUAUACAUAAGGGCCAAUCUCCAAAACCCAAGAAGUUCGUCUCGAGUCACGUGUACGACGUCAUCACGAUCACGCACCACCCACCACCAAAGUCUUCGCCCAAUCUUACUCCAUCCCUGACUGUCUAA
Molecule: messenger RNA, 135 nt
Organism: Aspergillus nidulans FGSC A4
Lineage: Eukaryota; Fungi; Ascomycota; Eurotiomycetes; Eurotiales; Aspergillaceae
Exons: 2
Coding region: 1-135 (44 amino acids)
Source: RefSeq, a predicted model, not a curated record